AUGUGGUAUCAGUUCGUACGUGACUCAUUUUUCGGCCGUUCGGUGUACCAUCUCUCUCAGCAUAAAUACUUUUCUUACAAAGAAGAGCAAUCGGAAUACGAAGUCGAACGCAAGUACCUCACCCAUGAGUACGCUCCUUCCAAAGCAUCGGUGUCCAACGAGGCCACCAACAUCGUCGACGACCUGCUGGAUCUGCUGGGGUCCGGGGAGAAGACGCUCACAACCCAAUCGUCGGUGAUCAUGGUCACUUGGGACGGCGACGACGACCCUGAAAACCCUCGCAACUGGCUGGUGUUGCAAAAGGCAUUCUUUGUCAUUCAAAUUGCCAUCCUCACUAUGUCGGUGUACAUGGCCCUGGCGAUUUACACCCCUGGUUACGAUCAAAUCAUGGCCCAAUUUAACGUCGGGUCAGUGGUGGCGACAUUACCCCUUACCCUUUUCGUCAUCGGCUACGGUGUCGGUCCGAUGUGGUUUCUGCCAAUGCUGGAAAACUCGCGUUUCGGCCGUACCCUGAUCUAUAUUGUCACGUUGUUCAUUUUCUUUAUUUUGCAAAUCCCCACCGCCCUCGUCAACAACAUCGCUGGGUUAUGUAUUUUGCGGUUCAUCGCGGGGAUCUUCGCCCUGCCAGCGCUUGCCACCGGUGGUGCCUCGGUUUCCGACGUUUUGCAAUUGCCCUGGAUGCCCGUGGGGCUUGCCACCUGGGCCAUGGGUGCGGUGGCCGGUCCUUCGUUGGGUGCGCUCAUUGGCUCGGCCCUCAUCGUUGCUGGCGGCUGGAGAUGGACUUUCUGGUUCAUGGCGAUUCUCCUGGGGGCGGCGUUCGUCUUGUUGACGUUCACUUUGCCUGAGCUGUACGAGAAGACUUUGCUUGCCCGGAAGGCGAAGCGGUUGAGAGCGGUGACGCAAAACCCCAACAUCAAGCUGGCCGGCGAAAUCGAAAACGAGGAACUCACCACUCACCAGCUCCUCGUGGACACGUUGUGGCGCCCCAUUGAGAUCACGGUGUUGGAGCCGGUGGUGUUGGCUGUAAAUUUAUACAUUUCCCUUGUCUAUGCCAUCAUGUACUUGUGGUUUGAAGCCUUCCCCAUGGUGUUCAUCGAAGUGUUCCACUUCAAGCUUGUGCCCAUGGGCACGACUUUUGUUGCCAUCAUCACCGGGAUCAUUUUGGCGGCGAUUGUGUACGUGUUCAUCAUCUACCAUCAGUUCACUAAAAAGAUGUUGGCAGGGGGUAUGGUCAAGCCGGAAGUAUUCAUGCCUUUGGCUAUUGCUGGGUCGGUGUUGAUGCCGAUCGGGGUGUUCAUCUUCGGCUGGACGGCGGCUCCUGAUCUCCACUGGAUGGGCCCCAUCGUUGGUGCGGCCACUUUUGCUAGUGGGGCAUUCAUGAUUUUUCAAACGUUGUUCAACUUUUUGGGUGCCUCGUUUGCUCCCGAAUACCUUGCCCUGGUGUUUGCCUCGAACGAUUUCGCUCGUUCGACGAUUGCCGGGGUGUUCCCAUUGUUUGCCAGACCUUUGUUUGUCAACUUGAAAACUCAACGUUUCCUUGUUGGCUGGGGUCUGUCAAUCCUCGGUUUCAUUUGUGUGGCGAUGAUCGCCAUCCCCGUUACCUUUUUGCUCAUCGGCCCCAAGUUGAGAGCUCGCUCCAAAUACGCCGCGUCCUGGUAA
Diutina rugosa is the source of this 1659-nucleotide messenger RNA. RefSeq names its product MFS transporter. Bases 1 to 1659 code for a protein of 552 amino acids. The record is from RefSeq and is a predicted model, not a curated record. Gene Ontology annotation, cellular component: membrane. Lineage: Eukaryota; Fungi; Ascomycota; Pichiomycetes; Serinales; Debaryomycetaceae. Gene Ontology annotation, molecular function: fluconazole transmembrane transporter activity; xenobiotic transmembrane transporter activity. The transcript has a single exon. Gene Ontology annotation, biological process: xenobiotic detoxification by transmembrane export across the plasma membrane.